Messenger RNA from Dama dama (fallow deer), 3654 nucleotides. RefSeq names its product limb development membrane protein 1 (gene LMBR1). Bases 822 to 1874 code for a protein of 350 amino acids. The transcript has 13 exons. Gene Ontology annotation, biological process: signal transduction. Gene Ontology annotation, molecular function: transmembrane signaling receptor activity. The record is from RefSeq and is a predicted model, not a curated record. NCBI's taxonomy places the organism in Eukaryota, Metazoa, Chordata, Mammalia, Artiodactyla, Cervidae.
GUGGUCCUGGGGGCUGAGCAUCCGAUAAACGCUUACAGGCCCACCAGGGCACAGGCUCCCGAGAGGCCUCACCCAGUCACUGUCAGAUCCAGCGUCUCCAGAGGCAGGAGGUGGUAAAGGAAGAAGCUGCAGGACAAAAAGUUGUGUAUUAAAGAUGAGCAGGGACGCAGAAGGUGACCAGACAACUGGGAAAAGUCAGCAUUGUGAGAGGUACCAAAUUUGAUGUACUGCUCAGAGUUAAUAGACAAAAAGAAGAUUUCAGAGAGAUUUGAAAAUAUUUGAUGUAGCAGUUUAGACUUGUCUUGGCAGAGGGAAUUAAGGAUACCUUGUUCUCAGUAUUGCCAGAAAUUAAAGUUCUGUUAAGUCAUUCUGAUAAAAAAAAAGUCGAGACAGUUUCCAGGAUGUUUCUGCAGACUUUAAAAAAUGGAUAACUACAAUUGCAUCAAAUUUGUCCAGCGAUCUGAAGAUGGAACAUGCACAGUUGUAUUUUAUGGAACUAGUAUAAUCUUGAUGCUGAAAGCAGACACGGUUAGUAUGAGAAAGGAACAUUAUAGCCAUUCUUAUUCAUGAAUUCUUAUGAAUUAGGAGAUAUUAAGCUGAAUCCAACUAUGUACACAAAAGAUCAUCAUUCAAAAAAAUUAUUUCAGCUGUCAAGGUAGGUUUAACACUGGAAAGUUUGUGACUGUAAUUCCUAUUAGGAGAGUAAAUGAGACAAAGAAUCAAGUGAGCACCUCAGAAGAGACACAGAACACAUCCGUGGAAUGGCUGACCAUCGUGGUUAAGAAGCAGACCAAGAGCUGAGGGAACAGCAUCACUACCUGAUGGGAAUCCGAGCCCGAAUUUUAGAAACUCUGGUCAUGCUCAUCCUCCUGGCCUUGCUUAUUCUUGGGAUCGUGUGGGUAGCCUCAGCACUCAUUGACAAUGACGCUGCCAGCAUGGAAUCUUUAUAUGAUCUCUGGGAGUUCUAUCUACCUUAUUUAUAUUCCUGUAUAUCAUUGAUGGGAUGCUUGUUACUUCUCUUGUGCACUCCAGUCGGCCUCUCCCGCAUGUUCACUGUCAUGGGGCAGCUUCUGGUGAAGCCAACAAUUCUUGAAGACCUGGAUGAGCAGAUUUAUAUCAUUACCCUCGAGGAAGAAGCGCUCCAGAGACGACUCAGUGGACUGUCUUCAUCAGUGGAAUAUAACGUAACAGAGUUGGAACAAGAACUUGAAAAUGUAAAGAUUCUGAAGAAAAAAUUAGAGAGGCGCAAAAAGGCUUCAGCGUGGGAAAGAAACUUGGUGUACCCUGCUGUUAUGGUUCUUCUCCUCACUGAGACAUCCAUUUCUGUCCUCUUGGUGGCUUGUAAUAUUCUUUGCCUGUUGGUUGAUGAAACAGCAAUGCCAAAGGGAACAAGGGGGCCUGGAAUAGGAAAUGCUUCUCUUUCUGCUUUUGGUUUUGUGGGAGCUGCACUCGAAAUCAUUUUGAUUUUCUAUCUUAUGGUGUCCUCUGUCGUCGGUUUCUACAGCCUCCGAUUUUUUGGAAAUUUUAUUCCCAAGAAGGAUGACACAACUAUGACAAAGAUCAUUGGGAAUUGUGUGUCAAUCUUGGUUUUGAGCUCCGCGCUGCCUGUGAUGUCAAGAACACUGGGAAUCACUAGAUUUGAUCUACUUGGAGACUUUGGAAGGUUUAAUUGGUUGGGAAACUUCUAUAUUGUGUUAUCCUACAAUUUGCUUUUUGCUAUUGUGACCACAUUGUGUCUGGUCAGAAAAUUCACCUCUGCUGUGCGGGAAGAACUCUUCAAGGCCCUAGGGCUUCAUAAACUGCACUUAUCAGAUACGCCAAGGGAUGCAGACACAGCAAAGCCUUCUGCAAAUGGGCAUCAGAAAGCACUGUGAGACCCCAGCACCACGCUGCAGUCAAGACCCGAGCACCCCACACUCGUGACAUUCCCGCCAGUCGGGGCCGUCCCGCUGACCGUGGUCCAUGUGUCCGGCCUGGGCCUGUGUGUGUCCCCGUCUUCAUAGUUUGAGGGCUUGGCUGUCGCAGGUCGUCUCCGUUCUGUUUGCCUUUGUGUGGACCUUGUCGUUCCCAGCCAAGCGCAGGCCCCUCUGGGCGGUGCAUCUUCUGGGGGCCAUGCUGGCUUGCGGUAGCUGUGCAGCUGUGAGGACGUGAGAAAAGGCCACUUCGGGGCUUCUAAGGAUUCAUUUAAAUCUCAGUAUACAGUCCAUUCAAAGUGUAGACACCUACAUGAAAGGCAUCCUUCCUUAGUCCUCAGACGGGCAGUUUCUGCAAAAAAAUGGAAGUGUAUAGGUGUUACUGCAGUGCCUGCAUUGAAACUGUAAUGGUUGCAAAUGACAUUUUCUACUUCCUUCAAGAAAAAAACAAAAGCAUAGUUCUGACUUACGUUACCGAAUAUUGACUGGAAUUUGAGUUAAGAGAAAAAUAGAAAACUCUUCUAAACCUGAGCCUUGGUAGAAUGCCACAGGAAUCCGUCUACUGUCCAGUGUAAUAAGCUAUGGUAGGAUGUGUUACGUCAUCAUAUUUUCUGACAGUUUAUGUGUAAAUAAUUCAAUAUUACCUCUCACAACAUAGUUGCCAGUGUUGAACACACUUGUAACUUAGAUUUUGCCUUACAGGCUGUAUGUACGCUCAGUUUUUUUAAAACAUCUUUUCAGAAAUCCCGUCAUUCCCUGUGCUUCUGUGUCCAUCAUGGAACCGUAAAUCCUCUGUGGUAGAAACCCCUUCUUUCACCUUCGGUCACUUCUGCACAUGCCAAGUUAAACCUCAGACUUACAAAAGUGAUCAUUUAACACCAGAACACACAGCGUCAGCCAGCAUUCGUGGUGUCGGGACAGUUCUGCAGUGUAUCAUGACCUCACGCUCAUUCGGUUAUUAAAUUGUAAAUAAUUAUGGGGACAGGUUCUUGACUUCAAGUCCUCUGAGUAAAAGCUAUACCAUGGCCCUCUGUGUCACCGUCUGCUAGGUUAGAGCGUCAGAAGUCGUGCAUGCAGAAGUGGGAGGUGGGUCCUUCACACGCAGUUCACAUCGUGAGGCCUCUAAAUACGUGUAUCCACAUGCACUGUGUGUAUGGCAGUAGUGUCUGUGUUCAGACAAAAGUAAAAUUCAAACUGUUGAAUUUAAAGGUUUCGGGGAGAGAAAUUUAUGAAAAAUAGGCUGUAUAUAUUUGACAUAAAACAUUUCCACUAAGAACCAAAAUUAUAAGAAAAAGUAAUCUUAGCUCUAUGUGUAUACUUCUUUAUUUAUACCUCUGCAUUUCCUUCUGAGUUUUUCUUGUUCAAAUGCAGCUUAGGUUUAAAACAAAAGAACAUUUUGUGAUUCUAAAUGACCCUCAGUAAAUAUAAGCAGUCUAGUAUGGGUGAAUUUCUCAGCAUAAGAUCCACAUACUGAGAAAAUUUAUUAAAAAUGGCUGCUCUUCAAUUUUACUGGUAAUUAUACCUAUUUAAGCAUUAGUUGGAGAUUUUGAUUUUUACUGAAACUUGCUUGCUUUGAGCAGACCAGGUCAAGGGGAGAAGAGAAAAAAGUUCCUUUAAAUAAAAGAAUAUCACUUUUAACUUACACCAGUUUCAGGGCACACAUCCAGAAGAGCUUCUGGGUAUUUGUAAGAUGUCUGAAAAUUUUUGAGUAAAGUAUUAAACUUUUCAACGUCUGUAUCAA